GCUGUUUGCGUGGCUUCCAGAUCACCGCACGUUCUGUUAAUUGAAGCCUCCGCUCGGCUUUGGUUUCGCUACAGAGGAGCGCGGAGACCUCGGAAGGCAUCGGUCAUGCUCUCUGGAUUCGGUUUUAGACACCUGAACGGAGGUGCAGCGACCCCCCCGGCGGUCCCCUGUGUCGUCUGAUCCCGGACUCACCCAUGAGAAACUCCUGCUGACUCCCGAGAAAAGGCAACUCGAUGUUCACCUCAAGACAACACAUGGCUGCAAGGUGAGGUGGUGGGAGGGAGCGCGAGUCGUAAAGUCCCCGCAGUUACAGCACAUGGAGGUCAAAGGCCAUCUGAUCACAUCCAUGGGUCUGGGGGCUCCUGAUGUUCAAGGCUGCCAGGACAGCAAGCUGCAGGCGGAAAGGGUUGCAGCUCUGCAAGAGAGGAAGCAGGCCCUGGAGGCGCUCCUCAACGCCAGGGUGGGAGAGCUCAAACAAGUGUGUCUGCAGGAAGCGGAGCUGACGGGGAAGCUGCCACGUGCGUUCCCCCUGGAGACGGGAGAGAAACCCCCACCGGUGCAGCGCAGAGCUGGCCUGGCGCCCGGCACCAAGGCAGAGGAUGAGGCUGCCCAGAGAAAGCAGAUGAAAGCCAUCUUCACCGGUGCCCUGCACCGACACUCGGAGUCGGACCGGAAUGUUCCGAACAGCAAGAGGACGGUCCAUCGGGGCUGUCAUACAGAAGACACAGUCAUGUCGGAGAGCACCAGCUCAAUGUCAGAUUCUACGUCACAUGAUAAUGACUCGUCACCGAGUGUGGCUGCUGACCAGCGCUCUCUGUCUCAGCCCCGGCUCACCGUGGGCAGCCCGGACCACAGAAUCAGCAGGAAGCUGUCUCCUGUAGAGAUUUACUACGAGAUGAGGACACGCCGCAACUCCGUCACGAGCUCCGUUAGCCCGACUCAUUCAUUACCUCGAAGUGCUUCUAAUGUUGAAGGCCGAAGUGUUCCAGCGACUCCUCUUCUGGCUCGGACUGCUCCAAUAAGCGUACAUGUCAGGUCAGAUUCUUCAAAUGGAAACGGCUUGAAGCAGUGGUCCGGCAGCCUGGAUGUGCCGUACAUGAUUCCACUUGCUCCGGAGGGUUCCUCCUCGGACCGCCGAAGCUGCCCGUACAGCUCCCGGGCCAGACGCAGCAACAGCUCCGAGGCCCUGCUGGACAGAUCCAGCCUUCCGGACGAGCCCGCGCCCAGAAACGGGAUGCCCCAGAGAGGGGGGCCGUACAAGAGCUCGGAAACGCUGACUGACGGGAAGCUGAGGCACAUCCACCUGGGCAGCCCCGAGAGGCACGCGGACCCCUCUGUGGACCCGGUGAAAAUGCGCCUGUCGAUGGGCGGCAGGGCGGCCAGCGGGGGCUACAAUGAGCUCCUGAUGGAUUAUAUUUGGGGGAAGCAGCAGAGGAUGCAGGUGCAGCACCACUUGUACCAGUCCACAGGCAGGAUCUGGCAGGACAUGUCGUCUCCUCGCUCCUCCACGGCAGCCGUGCCUCCUCACUCCAACGGCUUCUCCCACUCCCAGGUGCACCUUCCCACUGCUGUACCUCCUUACAGCCCCAUGGUCCUCAGAGGGUCUCAGGCCGAGCUACGCAGGGUCAAAGUAACCAGAACCAAGUCUUGUGGACCAUUUAUUCCUUUGCAGCAACAUCCACAAGAUUCAAUUCUGCUGUCGGCGUACGAGUCUCCCCUUCCCGCUUCUGGCACCACCACAUCCUCCAUCCCCAACCUGCAUCCGUACCAAACCGAGUUGUCCGGUCCCUCCUUCAGCCGCAGGCCGCCGCAGUUCUCGCUCCCCACCCCGGAAGACUCGACUCGAAGCCUCCAUAAAGCCCUGGCACUGGAGGGGCUGAGGGACUGGUACUUGAGGAACGCUCUCGGCUAUCCUCCCGCUGCUGCAAAGGGUCACGAGGCGGGGGUCUCCCGCCUGUCACACCCUCAUCCCCUGGUGCACCAGGCUCAGUCGGUGCAAGGCGAACCGUCCAACCUCCAGCGGCCUCAGAUGCCCCAAUCAGCCAGCUUCCACGGUCACCCACUGCACGGAAGGUCGAUGGAGUUCUCCCUCUAUCAAGAGACUCCAGAUCCACAGACCCAGGAGGUGACCCCAAAGGAGCCCAGUGCAGACCCAGGAACCCUGGUCUGAGGCAGCAGAACACACACACACACACACACACACACACACACACACACACACACACACACACACACACACACACACACACAGCUGCUGCAUCAUAUGAGCAAAAAACACUGAAGCCUCACACAGACUCGCAGGAGGUACAGGCGAGCUCCCACACAAGCUGAUACAAUGUGACCUCAACAGCAACGCAAAACGUGGCAACCUCAGCAAAAAGAGACUGGAGUGAAAUGACAAACUGUGGCUGUACAGUUUGGGAAAAAAAAAAAAAAAAAAGCCUUGGCAAGUUCCCCUUGUUAUACUCGAUCGUACCAGUUAUGAACUUCACACCCAGUGCUUUCACGGUGACGUGCACUGGAGCCAACCUACAGAGGAUCUAAUACCAGUAUGUUCACGCUGUUCUUCAUUUAUCGAUACUUCCGGUCUAACACGAGCAGUACGAUUCUCCCUCCUAACUCCCAAAAUUUCCCCAGAUAUACUUUUUUACUGAAUAUAUACAACUCUAAAUUACUAUUUUGUAUCUUCUGAGAUAUAAAGAACAGUUAUAUUAAAGAGGUAAUUUAUCGUUCAUUAAUUGUGUGAUUAAACAGAGAUGUUAUAUGAGCUCACUUCAUUUUAAAAGUAUUAUUACAUGCCAGUGGAAGUGUUUGUAGACUAUAUGAAACUGAAAAAAAAAAAAAACAAAACAAAUGGAUUCAGCCCUCAUCUGCCAUUGAUUUCAUAGCCAUUUGUAUUUUUCAUGUUUGAUAAAAUGAAAUGGGCCAUGAACUGUAGCAUACCGGUGUAGCAGACGGGAGUGCCUAAAAUGAUGAAAUAUCAGCACUAAACCUUGGUUAGAGAACUUUAAAGUGCUAGCAUUAAACCUCUGUGAACUUAACUCGAAUCAAAAGCUGAAAAACGUUGAGGAUGUCACAAAUUUAGAGUGUUUGAAAUGAUGUCAGGUAUGUUUUAUUUUUUUUAAUUGAAAUUUGAUUUUUAGAUCGAGCUCGGUGCUGACUGGCAAAUGUAGCUUUCUCUGUUUUGACCUGGACAGAAUAAUAAGAUCCGUGGAGAGACCUGCUGUUUGACACUUGACUGUAUGACCGCGAGUUAUUGUACCAAUUCAGUUUUUUCCUGCUCGUCGCUGUGACAGAUUUGAGAGUCAUACAGAGCACUUUACGAACAUCUUAAGCCUUAAUUCCCUCUAAAGUUGUCACCGCUCAGUUGCAAGGUUCAGACAGGGUUCAUAAUGGGACAAAAUAAGAAAAAGUGACUUCUGUCAGCAUCGACGUGUGAAGGUCUACCUAGGAUGUAUAUAUAAGCGUAAAAUUGUACUGAUGAGUUUCAAGCUAAUGUUUUCUUCCCGUACUAACAAUGUAAUCUUUUGACUAACUACACGAGACGUAUGUAAUCAGAUUAACCCCGUCCCGCCCCCUAGUGAGCACUAUUCAAUUGGUUCAGAGCGUGCGGUGGAAGGUGUGGACAGAACAGGGCUGCUGCAGUGCUGAAUGACGGUGUGAGCAGGUCUCGCACCCGGGAAUCCGUUUAUGAUAUAAUUCAUGCUGGCUGGUAUAUCUGCAGUGAUUUCAUGUCAUUUCUUUGGAGUAUUUCUUUUCUACUUUUUUAAAGAUCUAGAUUUGUAUGUUUUGCUGGUCUUUUACAUUGUGUCAUCGUCAUCAGCAUUCUGCAAGGUAAACUUCAGAAAAUUAAAAAAGAAAUGAAACCUUUAAUGAAAGUGGAAAAUAUUUGUGUUGGUGUGACAGCGCAACACAUUCUCUCGUGUGUCAUUUUUAGAGAACUGUUUUGUCUUCUUAGAUACUUGAUUCUUGGCCAUCUCGGGACUCAUUUGAAUGUAAUCGCGUGCGUCAUAAGUGAUACUGUUCUGUUAUGCGGUUCCAAACUGUAGCACACUGUGCGAUGUUAUCUGGUUUCUUCUGCUGUCCGAUGUGUUCAUUGUCGUCAGUUUCCAGCUUCACCGAGCUCCUUUCAGCUCGUUGAAACCUGAAAUCAAAGACCAAACUGCUGUGCACUGGGGGUCACAAAGGUAUUUUUCAUAUGCUGUACUCUGUAAGUUCAAAGUAAAUGAUAUAAAUUUAGCUCUAAAGCAAAUGUAUUCAAACUAUAUUAUAUUUAUGAACCUAUAACAUUUUGUAGCUAUCUACUGUAGCUCUUUCUCAUCAGUGCGAGAACUGGUAAUGCGUGUUAAAACCAUUACAUCCAGCCAUGUGAUGUGUUGAUAUUUGAUUCCUCUUUUUUAAGAUAUUUAAGUACAGCUGUUUUCUCCUUUUAGGCAGGACUGUAAGACUGAAUAGACCUGCUCUCUGCUGUAUGUAUGAGAUUGUGCAUUCAUUCUACUAAAUAAAGUGUCAUGUUAAAAUCA
This is a messenger RNA of Salarias fasciatus (jewelled blenny), 4523 nucleotides long. RefSeq names its product coiled-coil domain containing 120b (gene ccdc120b). The record is from RefSeq and is a predicted model, not a curated record. Bases 317 to 2170 code for a protein of 617 amino acids. The transcript has 11 exons. NCBI's taxonomy places the organism in Eukaryota, Metazoa, Chordata, Actinopteri, Blenniiformes, Blenniidae.